Molecule: messenger RNA, 324 nt
Organism: Pyricularia oryzae 70-15
Lineage: Eukaryota; Fungi; Ascomycota; Sordariomycetes; Magnaporthales; Pyriculariaceae
Exons: 1
Coding region: 73-324 (83 amino acids)
Source: RefSeq, a predicted model, not a curated record
UGUGCGAGAAUCUCCUUGGCUUUUUUCCAUCGGGGUUGCAUCCACAAACCCCCCAUCCACUCUAGGUGGAGAAUGCGCGCCGCCCUGCGCAAGCCAAGAGACAGGGACAGUUCGAGUUGUAGUGCUGUAGUAACCAGCCCCAGUCAGGGCAGCAGGGCCAGGGAGCCAUGGCCUGGGGAGUCUCCAAUCGCGCUGCAGGCCCAGGGACGGGGAUGGGGCCAGGCCAGCCCCAGACGCGACUGUUUUUGGAAAGAAGGGGGCAAGGAUAAAACAGCACAGACAAACUCACACCACAAGAAGCAAAGAGCAUCCAUCUCUUGGUAA